AUGGACGAAACCGAAAUUUCACUUGAAAGACUCGAUUUAACGAUUCAACAAAGCAAGGUUGAUGAUGAAAGGAAUAAGGAACAAGAAGAAAUGGAGCGACGAGUCCUUUAUAAAAUGGAUAUCCGGUUGAUUCCAUUGCUUGCGCUUUUAUAUUUGAUGAGUUUUUUGGAUCGAGUCAAUAUUGGAAAUGCAAAGUUAGCCAAUUUGGAAGCUGACCUUGGUCUACAUGGAGCUCAAUAUAACUGGGCAUUGAGUAUUUUCUUCUUUGGAUAUAUUUCAAUUGAGACGAAACCUUCAUUAUGGGUCCCUUUCAUAAUGAUUGUAUGGGGUGGAAUCACUUCAUUAAUGAGUUUAGUGAAAAACUUCACAGAACUGAUGGUCACUCGAUUCUUUCUUGGACUUGCAGAAGGUGGUUUAUUUCCUGGUGUUGUGCUCUACCUAACAUUAUGGUAUAAACGUUCAGAACAAAACUUUCGAAUCAGCCUGUUCUUCGCAGCGUCUGCCAUUGCUGGUGCAUUUGGAGGAUUAAUUGCACAUACGAUAAUGAGGCUGGAUGGAGCCGGAGGAUUGACUGGAUGGCAAUGGAUUUUCUUGCUUGAAGGAUUGCUAACUGUUGUGGUUGCAUUUGCUGCUUUUUUCUGGAUCACUGAUUACGCAAGAAGUGCUCGAUGGCUGACACAAGAAGAACGUGAAUUCGCAGAAAAAAGAUUAAAAGAAGACGCUGGCGAGGCGCACGCCCCACAUUUUAAUAAACGACAUUUGAAAGCUGCUUUGCACGAUUGGAAAAUUUAUCUUGGAAUGAUGAUGUCAAUAUGCACUGGAAUGGAGUCGUAUUCAUUCGCAUUGUUCUUGCCUGUUAUUAUUAAAGGGCUUGGAUUUAACCGAGCUCUGGCCCAACUUCUUACAGUUCCUCCAUAUGCUUUGGCAGCGACAGUAACAGUCUCGGCAGCAAUACAUUCAGAUAAAACCGGAUAUCGCGGACCUUAUGUUGUCGGCUUCGCAAUAGUUGGCAUCAUAGGAUAUCUAAUGAUCAUUUUUCUGACAUCAGUUAUAGGAAAAUACAUCGCCUCAUUCAUAAUUGCUAUGGGACUAUUUCCAUGCAUCGGAACCGGAAUAACUUGGGCCGUCAACAAUCUAGCAGGUGACGGAAAACGAGCGAUCGGUGCUGCUUUAUUAACUAUGUCUGCAAAUAUCGGCGGAAUCUUCGCUGGUCAGAUAUACCGUGCGAGUGAUGCACCUCAUUAUACGAUGGGUCACACCAUUGCCGGGGUCUCGUUGUUGGGUGUAUUGAUUCUAGCGGUGAUUUAUGGGACAUUAUUGAAGCGUACGAAUCGAUUAAAAGUUCAAGACCCGGAAAGGUUUACUAAAAAUUUGAGUGAAGAUGAGAUUAAGAAUCUCGGAGAUUGGCAUCCCGGAUUUUAUUAUAUUUUAUAG
Molecule: messenger RNA, 1434 nt
Organism: Ambispora leptoticha
Lineage: Eukaryota; Fungi; Glomeromycota; Glomeromycetes; Archaeosporales; Ambisporaceae
Source: the annotation of a GenBank genome assembly